AUGAGUUCUAUUGAGAAUUCUCCUAAUCCUUCUUCAUCAACAACAACAAAAAGUGGAGGUCAGACACUUGCUGAUAGGUAUAAAGUUACAAAAAAAGUUGGUGAUGGAACUUUUGGUGAAGUUAGUUUGGCAAAAAAAUUAGAUACCGGUGAUAUUGUUGCUAUUAAAAGAAUGAAAAAAAAAUUUUAUUCAUGGGAUGAGGCAAUGGCAUUGAGGGAGGUUAAAAGUUUAAAAAAAUUAAGUCAUCCAAAUAUAAUAAAAUUAAAAGAAGUUUUAAGAGAAAAUGAUACUUUAUAUUUUGUAUUUGAAUUUAUGCAAGAAAAUUUAUAUGAACUUAUGAAAGAUAGAGAUAGAUUUUUCCCAGAAAAUGUUAUUAGAAAUAUUAUUUAUCAAGUUCUACAGGGAUUAUCAUAUAUGCAUAAAAAUGGAUUUUUUCAUAGAGAUAUGAAACCAGAAAAUAUUAUGUGUAAUGGAACAGAAUUGGUAAAAAUUGCAGAUUUUGGUUUAGCAAGAGAAAUAAGAUCUCGACCUCCUUUUACAGAUUAUGUCUCUACCAGAUGGUAUAGAGCUCCAGAAAUUUUAUUACGAUCCACAAAUUAUAAUUCUCCUAUUGAUAUUUGGGCUGUUGGUUGUAUUAUGUGUGAAUUAUAUAUGUUAAGACCACUUUUUCCGGGUACCUCUGAAUUGGACCAAUUAUUUAAAAUUAUUAGUAUUAUGGGAACUCCAACAAAAGAUGAUUGGGUGGAGGGAUACCAAUUGGCUGCUAAUAUGAAUUUUAAAUUUCAACAAUGUAAUCCAACACCAUUAGAUUCUAUAGUAACAAAUAUUAGUCAAGAUGGUUUAAAAUUAAUGUCUGCCUCAUUAUUGUGGAAUCCUGAAAAACGUCCCAGUGCAGCAGCUUCAUUAAAAUAUAAAUAUUUUCAAGUUGCACAAAAGCUUGGAGCACCAGUCUUUAGUCAACCAAAUACGGGUAAUAGGAAAGCUUCAUCAUUUUCAUCACAAUCAGAUUCAAAAUUAAUUACAUCAAUUAAUAAAAAAAGUAGUGCUUUAGAUAAAAUAUUAGAUGAAGAUAGUGAUCAAAAAUUAAAGUAUAAAGAAGGAACAGAAAGAGAAUUUAAUCGAAAUUUACCAUUAAAUAAAACAUCAUUAUUUGAAGAAGAAACAGAAAAAGAAGAUAAAGAGGGAAAAAAAGUUAAAAAAAAUUCAGCAAUAAAUAAAAAAAUUCCAGCAAAAGAAUUAUAUAUGGCAAAAAGUCGUUAUGCUCCAGGGAUUAAUAAAAAUGAAAAUACAUUAUCAUUUAAUUCAACAUUAAGAAAUAAAUCAUUAUUAAAUGGAAAUUUAAAUAAUUCAUUAGGACAAAAAUCUUCUGUUCAGGCACGUUUUGAAUAUGCUUAUGGAUAUGUACCAAUGUUUGCAUGUAAAAAUAAAAAUGUUAAUAAUAAAAGUAAUACUGAAGUUAGUGGAACAGAAAGUAGUGAAUUUAAUGGUAGAGUUGAUUGGGCUGCUAAGUACGGAAGAAAUAUAUAA
This is a messenger RNA of Strongyloides ratti, 1527 nucleotides long. RefSeq names its product Protein kinase domain and Serine/threonine-/dual specificity protein kinase, catalytic domain and Protein kinase-like domain-containing protein. The transcript is spliced from 5 exons. Gene Ontology annotation, molecular function: protein serine/threonine kinase activity; ATP binding. Gene Ontology annotation, biological process: intracellular signal transduction; intraciliary transport; protein phosphorylation. The record is from RefSeq and is a predicted model, not a curated record. Gene Ontology annotation, cellular component: cilium; nucleus; cytoplasm. NCBI's taxonomy places the organism in Eukaryota, Metazoa, Nematoda, Chromadorea, Rhabditida, Strongyloididae. The coding region runs from base 1 to 1527 and encodes 508 amino acids.